GAGAAAAAAAUGUGGUUAGCAGCGUUGUUGUGCCUAUGUAAGGCUCCUCUGCGUAAGUUCUGGGGUCAGAGGAAGGAUGUUAUAGUUGCUUAUCUUCCCUCCAGAUACAUCAGGGAGGAAAGCAGAUAAGGUUCUCUCUCACCAUUGUCACCAUAAUAAUGAGGAAGGAGGUUUGGACUGAAACUUUUCAACAGUGAUGAAACUAAAGAAAGAUUUUGCAGGGCAGCUGAAUUCUUGCGGCAAUUGUACUCCGCCUUGGCCAUGUCAUCAAUAUUGCCAUUUACCCCACCUGUUGUGAAGAGGCUGCUGGGGUGGAAGAAAUCUGCUGGUGGCUCAGGAGGUGCCGGUGGAAGUGAACAGAAUGGUCAGGAGGAAAAAUGGUGCGAGAAAGCGGUGAAGAGCUUGGUUAAGAAGCUCAAGAAGACCGGGCAGCUAGACGAGCUUGAAAAAGCCAUCACCACUCAGAACUGCAAUACAAAAUGCGUUACGAUACCAAGCACUUGCUCUGAAAUUUGGGGACUGAGUGCACCAAAUACGAUAGAUCAGUGGGAUACAACAGGCCUAUACAGCUUCUCUGAACAAACCAGGUCUCUCGAUGGCCGCCUGCAAGUAUCCCAUCGUAAAGGAUUACCGCAUGUCAUUUACUGCCGCUUGUGGCGCUGGCCUGACCUUCACAGUCACCACGAACUUAAGGCAAUUGAGAACUGCGAUUAUGCUUUUAAUCUUAAAAAGGACGAAGUGUGCGUUAACCCCUACCAUUACCAGAGAGUGGAAACUCCAGUUCUGCCUCCUGUCUUAGUGCCACGACAUACUGAGAUUCUGACCGAACUUCCGCCGCUUGAUGACUAUACGCAUUCCAUUCCUGAAAACACUAACUUUCCAGCAGGCAUCGAACCACAGAGCAAUUACAUACCAGAAACGCCACCACCUGGUUAUAUCAGUGAAGAUGGAGAAACAAGUGACCAGCAGUUGAACCAAAGCAUGGAUACAGGAUCUCCAGCAGAGCUUUCUCCUAGUACUCUUUCUCCUGUCAAUCACAGCCUGGACCUGCAGCCAGUAACCUAUUCAGAGCCUGCGUUUUGGUGCUCAAUAGCAUAUUAUGAAUUAAACCAGAGAGUGGGAGAGACCUUCCAUGCAUCGCAGCCUUCACUUACCGUAGACGGCUUUACAGAUCCGUCGAACUCUGAAAGAUUCUGCCUAGGUUUGCUUUCCAAUGUUAACAGAAACGCCACCGUGGAAAUGACAAGACGGCACAUAGGAAGGGGAGUACGUUUGUACUACAUCGGCGGGGAGGUUUUUGCCGAGUGCCUAAGCGACAGCGCAAUCUUUGUCCAGAGCCCCAACUGCAAUCAGAGAUACGGGUGGCAUCCUGCAACUGUCUGCAAAAUCCCGCCAGGCUGCAACCUGAAGAUCUUCAACAACCAGGAAUUUGCUGCUCUUCUAGCUCAGUCGGUGAAUCAGGGCUUCGAAGCGGUGUAUCAGCUCACCCGAAUGUGCACCAUAAGGAUGAGCUUCGUGAAAGGAUGGGGGGCUGAAUACAGGCGGCAAACAGUCACAAGCACUCCUUGCUGGAUCGAACUUCACCUGAACGGGCCUCUCCAGUGGCUGGAUAAAGUAUUGACUCAGAUGGGCUCCCCAUCAGUACGCUGCUCUAGCAUGUCGUAAAGCUCCUCCUCUUUACCAGCGGGCCUAAGAUACCAAGCCUUGUCAGCAGACUUCACGUAACAGCUCGUCUGUCAUAGUAACCGUGUGUGGUCUCCAUGAACUGUUUUCCUAUCCAAAACAAAAACAAAAAAAAAGUUCAGAGAGAGAGAGACAGGCAGACAGACAGGGGACGCAAAGCACUUGAGGGUCUGAUCAGUUUUAAAGCACCUUGUGAAUUCUGUUUCCUAUACUCUGAUACUAGAUAAAAAGACGUUAGUGUAUAGAAACGCCUUCUUCGGAUGGAGGGGGGGGGACAUUUUAAAGACUUUAAUGGUGUUUUUAUUGGGUAUAUAUGAAUGUGAGUGUCCUACAGGUUUACCAAUAACAUGGACGGCGUUUGCUUAACGCAUCACGGACCCACCCCCCAGCAAGACAGCAUCCCGCUGUCUCGGUUUUUGAUUCCCUUUGAUAGAUGGUUAGAGCUCCCCUCUCUAAUUUAAACCGACAUCUCGUAAAAGCCCAGGUCUUUCCUUCUCCAUAUUUUUAUAUUUUUAUAUAUAAAUAUAUAUAUAUGCAGGCUUUCCGCUGCCCUAUAAUAGGCUUUUAUUGCAGGUAGUAGCUGCUACUUUAAACCCCUUUGGAGAGGACACGAUGCUUGGGUUGGGUCGUCUUGAAAUCUUCGAUGCCGGGUGUGCUCAGUGAGCCUGCAGUGUCUAUUUUUUAUCACUUUUCUCCCGCACGGCAUCAUGUUUAGAAAACACGUUUCUUCCUCUGCCCGUCCAGGAUUACGCAUCUGUUGCCGGCAACGGGUGCUCGGCACUGCUGGUCCCGUGGGCCGCUUGGCACCUUUCUGUUAGAAAAUUUUGGGGGAGGGGGGUCACUUCUGAAAGACUCCCUUGUGGGCAUUUUUGCUUAAUCUCUCCAACCAUGGCUGGGAGGUUGGAUAAGACUACAGGAUCAUGUACUUCUAACCCUCUUAUUUAAUUCCCUGCCUACAGUUAGCCAAGGUUGAGGUCAGCACUAAGGUCAUACUGAAGGCCAGCCACAGUUCCUCCUUGGUUCUGGUUUUGUAGUGGCCUUCAAACUUUGGUUUGAAGAACCCAGACUAGUUUUAGGUAGUCGCCAGGGUAAUGCAGAGCAGCGGUUAGUGGGGGAGGGAGUCCCCAAUCCUAUGGCAUGUUUGCAAGAUUGACCGACCUGGCACUGGUCCUCCGACGUGCCACUGAAGUGCUUGGGUCCACAGCGUGGGUCUGCUUGUGUGGCUCAAGGAAAGUCUUCUAGCUGAGCAGUCAAUUCCCCUCCCCAGAUCAGUUCCAGAGCCUUGCACUGCCGACCAGAGAAGAACUGUGUGCAUUGCAGAUCCAUGGAUCCCCUUUCACAGAUGAGCAUAUUUUUCUGAGAAGCACCUGCCUGGAAAAAAAGCCCCCCUUACUCCUUUCAUGAUGUAGACCUUCCAGUUGUCAGUUUAGCAGGGACUGGCAUCUACCAUUUUGGAAGUUGCGGGGACUGCCAGCCCAUCACCUCUGCCCCUGUAAAGAUCGACAGAUCCCUCUUCCUUUAAAGCUGCCAACUGUUUGGCAUGCUGCUGUUUUCCCUCCCUGAGCUGCUCCUAACUACGGCAGCUGGGUGCCGAGAUUGCCGCGGAAUAGCAGACGGCACUGAACGAACAAGAGAACCGGGCACGUACAAGAAGCUCUGCAUCGACUUGGCCUUUCCCCUGACUCGUGGGCUUAAAUGUUAAAACGAAGAUCUCGCAUCAGAGAUCUGGACCACCCCUCUGUCCCUUUCGUGCCAUGAAGUUCAGCUUCCCCAGGGGUGUAAAGAUGCAACUUGACGUUCAGAGGAGGCUCUACGGGGUCAGUCAGAUCCAAAGGAUAUGUUUUUUGUGAGCAUCCGUUGCUAUGGGGCUGGAUUUUGCAGAAGUAGACGGUCGGCUUGGGUGUGGCCGGACUCCAUAGUACAUGUUAUUGUGAACCCUAGGACACUACAUCUGAACCUUACUUUAAAAAUAUUUUGAAUUAUAUUCUACAGAUAAGACUGGGUUGGGUGAGGGUUGGGAAACUGUAUAGAAGGGUUUUUUUCUGACUUGGAAAAAAAAAGUAUACAUCUUACUAACAACCUUGUGAUCUAGCUGUCUGUCAUUCUCGUCGUCGCCGUGGCAGUAGCGGGAUUGCCUUUUGUCUGUUUUCUUUCCCUCUCCUCCCUCUGUCCCCUUUCCCGGACUGUUCAUUUGCGCUGGGGUCGUACUUCCGACAGUACGCCUAGCGCCGACUUCAGCUUCGAGAACAAACGUGGCCAGUGUUAAGCUUCGUAAUCAACUGACUGAAUCGAGGGUAGCAACGACAAAUCUUUUCAUUUUUUUAUGCCGUUAAUAAAUAGGGCAUAGGAGCAAUACCAAAAAUCAAGACUGGAGGCGUCGGGUGGGUGGGGGAGGUGGUCAAAGCGGGGGGGGGGGGGGUCGGGCAAAUAAAAAGGAUCGGCAAAGCAGUUACCAAUUUUUGUGCUAGUUUUACCAGUAGCCUAUUGUAUUGGUAGAACUCGUAAGCCUAAGAAAUAAGCUUUUCAUGCGUGUUGCAAUUGCCUAAUAUGUGAAUACACUAAUAAAAAAAAGUUUUAAUUCUC
Molecule: messenger RNA, 4266 nt
Organism: Sphaerodactylus townsendi
Lineage: Eukaryota; Metazoa; Chordata; Lepidosauria; Squamata; Sphaerodactylidae
Gene: SMAD2
Product: SMAD family member 2
Exons: 11
Coding region: 262-1665 (467 amino acids)
Biological process (GO): BMP signaling pathway; anatomical structure morphogenesis; transforming growth factor beta receptor signaling pathway
Cellular component (GO): heteromeric SMAD protein complex
Molecular function (GO): I-SMAD binding; RNA polymerase II cis-regulatory region sequence-specific DNA binding; DNA-binding transcription factor activity, RNA polymerase II-specific
Source: RefSeq, a predicted model, not a curated record